AUGGAAUUCACAUUGCUUUGUAACCUCGGAGGUCCGCGCAAUGCCGGGAUUUCUUUACGCCUCCGUUUGUUGCAUGUGUGGCCGUCGAAGUCUCCGGGAGACAACAGGAUCUACAACUACUGUACUCUAUGGACCGACGAAACGGGUAUGCUGAUUCAGGGCGUUUCGCCGACUUCAAUGGCUGCUGGGAUUCGUCGUAAUCUCUCGUUGGGUAUUCGUUCCGGUAAUCAUCGUUACUUGACAGAUGUUGUUGGCCGACUCCAUUUGAUCAGUGGGAUAUCGCACAAGAUCACAAAUAACGGCCCGGCUGUCAAGCAAACGGUUAUUAUUGAGGAUGAAAGUGGAUCGAAGGUUUCGAUUACGCUCUGGGAUGAGUUUUCGGCGGUGUUGGAUCAUGUUGCUCUCACUCAGGCUGACUCGAUUGAAGCUGUGAUAUUGGCAUUUGGCGGCUUGCUGUCAACCCUUCAGUACCUAAGGCUUAUUAUCUUGCAUCUAGGUUUGCUGAGAAACAUGAGACUUUGCAUCCUUGCCAGUUUAGUCAUCCCUCUUGAUGAUCCUACGGUGGUGGGUGAUUUGCUUGAGUUUUCUUCGCCACGUCCGUCGCCUUCUCCCUCUCUGGGUGCAGUAAGUAGCGUGGGAGGCCCAUCAGGUUCAUCGAGGGCUGCGAAGGGAAAGGAAAAGGUUUCAGAUUCUAUCCCCAUUGAAGCUCCAGCUGUGCCAUUUAACAUCGCUGACCAACAAGAUCUAAUUGAGAGAUUUCCCAGCCCUGCGACCAGGAUUUUGCGGGAUCCUAUUCCUGUCAGUGUCGGAAGCGAGGAUAUUGAUGCUGGGUCGCGGAUUCUCGGAGAUUCACAGCUCUCAGUGAUGGGUGUACAUGUGGGGUCCAUCUUGUCUACUGCGACUGUGACCGCGUCUUCUGCAGUCCAAUCCAGUGCUCCAUCUAUCCAGUCUGCUACUUCGAUGGUUCCCAAGCGAUCAGCCAGGAUUGAUGGGUCAAUGAGUCCUCAAGAUGUUGGUUGUGAUUCAUCUAUGCCUGCUUCGAAGAUUCUGAAGCCAUCCCCCGAAUCAUCUCCUGGGAAGCCCUUAGGUUCAACCGCCGCCUCGCCUUCGGCAUCGCUGUUGGUCUCUCCACUCGCCAGGAUAAAAGUGGAGAAAUUGGAUGCUGCCGAUGUUGCUCAAGUCCCACAUGGUGGUCCCUCGCAGGCAGGUGUUAGUAUGGAAAGGGAUUCUUCAGUGGAUAGUCAGAAGAAUUCGGCGGCAAAGCGUGCUUUGUUUAAGAAGUGA
Molecule: messenger RNA, 1284 nt
Organism: Linum trigynum
Lineage: Eukaryota; Viridiplantae; Streptophyta; Magnoliopsida; Malpighiales; Linaceae
Source: the annotation of a GenBank genome assembly